ACCAUAUAUCUCCUAUGAAAAUACACAUUAGUCUCUAAUCAUCUCCACCAAUGGAAAUCUUCAACCAUUGUGGUUGUCAUUCGUAGAUUUAAUUUUACAGUAAUAUUAAUUUCCAAGGGUUUGCAACUCCUCUCCCAGUGCCACUAGUUUCAAAAGGAUGAAGCUCGCUUUCAUUUGUUGCUGAAAGCGAGGAGACGCCGAUGAAAUCUAGAAGACGACAACUUUAACCAAUCAGACGACGAGGCACUAGAUUAUGCCUUCACUCUGCUCCGAUGGGAAAUGGAGAAUCGGCCGCCACGUCUCUCCGUCGCCUUCAAUUUACAGUGCGUUGGCCACAUCAACGUCAGCGUCGCUCCCGGUCGCUGGCGGUGACUGGAACCGUGGAUCCUGUCACCGCGCCAGAAUAAAUCCUCCCUCGACGAAGCCACCGUCCCUGCAACCCGACGGCAUGCAGUCGACGAUGGCAGCGGCGGUGGAGAAUUGGACACGGGGAGACGACAAGGCCUUCGAGAACGCACUGGCAACGGCGGCCUCGCCGCCGGAGGAGCUGGGAGACGGCGCCUCGUUGUGGGAGACGAUCGCAACGAGACUGCCGGGGAAGACGGCGGCGGAGGUGCGGCGGCACUACGACCUGCUGCUGGAGGACGUGAAGGCCAUCGAGGCCGGACGCGUUCCGAUCCCGCGAUACGCCUGCGAGGAGGCGACGCAUAAUUCGUCCAAGGAGAAGCACCACCGUGAUGGCAACGGCAGCCGCCGCCGCCGCCGCCGCCAUGGAUGCUCCAAAGCCGAACAAGAGCGUCGAAAAGGAAUCCCAUGGACAGAGGAAGAGCACAGGUUAAUUACACGUCUUUUUCUCCUCGGCCUCGAAAAGUUUGGUAAGGGCGACUGGCGGAGCAUAUCGAGGAACUUUGUCAGCUCAAGGACUCCCACUCAAGUCGCAAGCCACGCUCAGAAACACUUCAUUCGGUUGAACUCCUUGAACAACCGUGACCGCCGGCGAUCGAGCAUCCACGACAUCACAAGUGCGAAUGGCGCCGUCGACGACGCGCCGUCUUCCCCGCAGGGAGCCGCUGCAUCGCCGAUGAAGCAUCGCCAUUCGCUGGCGAAUGUUCCGGGAAUGGCCGUGUACGGACCUCCAGUUGGUCAUCCGAUUAGCGGGCACAUGGUCACGGCAGUGGGCACGCCGGUGAUGCUUCCUCCUCCAGGCCAUGCUCCUCCAUAUGUCGUGCCAGUUGCAUAUCCAGUUCCUCCACCGCCGAUGCACCAAUCGCUCUUUUGAGCGAUUCUGAUUUUGCUAAAAGAGGAUGUGAAAAAUCAAGCUGUUUUUCUUCUUCUCCAAAUAAAGAAUUGAUUUUUUUUUUAUUUUUUGGUUUCUGAGGGCCAAGGAAUCAGUGUCCGUACUUGAUCGGGCGAGGUCACGAGGAGCCAACUUGCCUCCUGAAGUAAAUUAGUAAACUGAAUGUUUGAUUAAUGGCUUUCAUUUGUCUCCGUGACUGCCGACUUCUCAAACAGCGUGCGGCUCUCAAGCAGCGUUGCAGUGCACGCUCCUGCCACCAUCUCCUCCUCCUCCCCUUCUCUAUAAAACUCCCUGAGAGAUCCAGAUAUCAUUCAUCAACACAAGCUAGCCCCGUCGGUUUUGUUUUCUGUGGCGGGCG
Messenger RNA from Zingiber officinale, 1655 nucleotides. Its product is annotated as transcription factor MYBS1-like. The transcript has 2 exons. Gene Ontology annotation, molecular function: DNA binding. NCBI's taxonomy places the organism in Eukaryota, Viridiplantae, Streptophyta, Magnoliopsida, Zingiberales, Zingiberaceae. The record is from RefSeq and is a predicted model, not a curated record. Bases 254 to 1279 code for a protein of 341 amino acids.